GUCGUACCUACGCAGAAUCAACAGCGUUCCAAUCUACGAUCGCGCGCAUACACACAAACCCAGUUGUAUGUUGUAUAUUUAUUUACUUUAUUCGUAGACGGUAGAGCAUCCGACUGCUGUAUUAGUGCGCGAAAUAAAGAAAAAAUAUGAAAUAUUAUGUAACAAAAUAGUAAAACGUGUAACGUGUUUUUAGUUAAUUUAUUUGUUUUAAGUGCAGUGACUGUGAUAAAUUCUAGUGCUUAACGUGAAAAGGAAUGGCGCUUAAGCCAUUUUGAUAUUGGAAUGUCGUAAAUGUCAAAGUUCAUCGGUGGUUUUGUUUUGUGAAGGAUAAUAUAAAGAGAAAAUGUAAUUAUUGAGAUAAAUUAAUGUGAAGAUACGCUUUAUAAGGAUAUAUAUAUAUAUAACUCUGCUGUAUCCAAGAAAUGAUAUAAAAUCAAAAUGCUGAUCAAGGAGUACAGGAUACCUCUUCCACUGACAGUGGAGGAGUACCGCAUCGCUCAGCUCUAUAUGAUAGCAAAGAAAAGUAGAGAAGAAAGUUCAGGAGAAGGCAGUGGUGUUGAAAUCUUAGUCAAUGAACCCUACGAAGAUGGCCCUGGCGGCAAAGGUCAGUACACUCAAAAAAUUUACCAUGUGGGGAGCCAUCUGCCCGGAUGGUUCAAAAGCCUUCUUCCAAAAUCUGCCUUAACCGUCUCUGAAGAGGCUUGGAAUGCCUACCCAUAUACCAAAACAAGGUACACCUGCCCUUUUGUUGAGAAAUUUUCCUUAGAAAUAGAAACUUACUAUUAUGCUGACAAUGGUCACCAAGAAAAUGUCUUCAAACUAUCUGGCAGUGAUUUAAAAAAUAGAAUAGUUGAUGUUAUUGAUGUAGUCAAGGAUCAACUGUAUGGGGCUGAUUAUGUGAAAGAAGAAGAUCCAAAACUGUUUAUUUCACAAAAAUGCAAUAGAGGGCCUCUAACUGAUUCUUGGUUAGAAGACUAUUGGAGGGAAGUGCAGGGUAAGCCCCAGCCACUACCCAAUGGCAAAUCGCUUAUGUGUGCCUACAAGCUCUGCAGAGUUGAAUUCAGAUAUUGGGGAAUGCAAACAAAACUGGAGAAGUUCAUCCACGAUGUUGCCUUAAGGAAAACUAUGUUGAGAGCUCAUCGUCAAGCUUGGGCUUGGCAAGAUGAGUGGCAUGGUCUUACAAUGGAGGAUAUAAGAGAAAUAGAACGACAAACUCAGCUCGCGCUACAAAAGAAAAUGGCUGGAGACACCAGUGAUGACCAAGAUAUAUCUGAAGAAAAUUCUAAGUCACUUGCAGCGACAAUGAGCAGCUUAGAGAAGAAUGAAGAAAUGACAACGCCACCAGCCACCAAGAAAACAAGUGUAGAAAAAAGAAUUCAAAAGCAUUUAACUCCGGAAGGUACUCCGCCUUCAGAGCCAAAAAGUUCCAAAUCAAAUCUUAGAUCGUCUUCCUCAGGUUCUAUAAAAAGUUUGCAAGCUCAAGUUGCAAACUGGCGCAUGGAGACGCUUGUUAGAGAGUCUGAAACAGAAACUGGUUCUGAAGAUGAAUUCUACGAUUGUGAAACAUCUUUUAACAAAUGGUCGUCUAUGUGUUCACUUGAUGAAGCAGACAUCGAUAUAUCACCUACUCAAGCUGAUCAAAAUCAAGAGGAUAGCAUAUUUAAUCCAACAUUCUUAAAAAGAGUUACUUCUGAAAGAGGCUCUCGCAGGAUGGUCGCUCUACAGAGCCAUCAUAGCAUUGACGGUGGUCCUGAAACGCCAGUGCACAGUUCAUGUCCAAUUACUGUCUUGAUACUUGUAUUUCAUGGUGGAAGUGUUUUAGAUGCGAAUAUCGAUAUGACAGCAAAGAAAUCUGACGUUACUACAUUUAAAGGCGCCUUUGAAUCAGUAAUGCGCCAACAUUAUCCUACUCUAGUGGGUCAUAUUGCCAUAAAACUAGUCCCAUGCCCAUCUAUUUGCAAUGAAGCUCUCGGAGUGCUUUCAACAUUGAGUCCUUAUAGUUUUGAUUGUUCGCCAUCAACAGUAGAGACUCCAUCUCUUACUAAUGAUCUAAUUCCGAUUGGUGCUAUUCCUUUGAUAGCUACAACAUCUCCGGAAUAUGCUGACUCCGUAACAAAAACAAUACUUUCGGCUAAUACAGUUUUCAAUGAAUUUAUUAAAUCGGAAGAUGGAAAAGGAUUUAAUGGUCAGGUAUGUAUUGUUGGCGAUAGUAUCGGAUCAGUUCUAGCUUUCGACGCACUUUGUAGAACCACACAAUAUCAAUCACGCCACGACAGUGAAAAUAGUAUUUUAGAUACGGAAAUUACUAUUCCUAAUGAUCCAACUGAACAUUAUUUGAACAAAUCUCAUUUGCAAGCUCCACAACCUCGCAGGCGAUCUUCGUCUACCAGCGAAAAUCAUGUGAAACUGGAAUUUGAAGUGAGUGACUUCUUUACAUUUGGCAGUCCUUUGUCGCUAAUUUUGGCUUCAAGAAAAAUCUCCGAUGACAAAUCCCGUGAUAUAAGCAAGCCACCUGUUCAACAAGUGUAUAAUUUAUUUCAUCCCACCGAUCCGGUUGGCUCUAGAUUAGAACCGUUACUUUCAGCAAGAUUUACGAAUUUGCCACCCAUAAACGUUGCAAGAUAUGCAAAAUAUCCUCUAGGAAAUGGGCAACCCUAUCAUUUAAUGGAAUUAAUUCAAAGUCACCCUCAAUUUUUUGGAGACCAACUGCAAAUGCCCCCGACACCUGUUUUACGAAGGCUUUCUGAAGCAUCUGUUCAAAGCACUGUCAGUGGGUUAGUUGACAACAUUCCUUUAAUGACUAUGAACGCUUUACAACAAAAAUGGUGGGGAUCCAAAAGGUUAGAUUAUGCCCUUUAUUGCCCAGAGGGUUUAACCAAUUUUCCCAUGAACGCUUUACCACAUUUAUUCCACGCUAGUUAUUGGGAAAGUUCAGACGUUAUUGCAUUUAUCUUGCGACAAGUGGGUCAUUUUGAUUUGGCUUUAUAUGGUCAUUCGGAAGACAAAGAAUGUCCAAUACUUAAACCUGGUCAAGAACGGGAGAAAUGGAUGAGAAAGAGAACUUCGGUUAAAUUGAAAAACGUUGCUGCUAACCACAGAGCAAAUGACGUGAUCGUUAUGGAGGGUUGUCCCCAGACAUUUUCAGCUCGAUUCAUGUAUGGGCCCCUUGAUAUGAUAACCUUGACAGGAGAAAAAGUAGAUAUUUAUAUGAUGAAAGACCCCCCCGCAGGCGAAUGGACUUUAUUAUCUACUGUAGUAACAGAUAAAACUGGUAGAAUAACUUAUACCUUGCCUGAAAAACAAAGCGUUGGCUGCGGUAUCUAUCCAGUAAGGGCUGUAGUUCGAGGUGAUCACACGAAUUGCAGCUUCCACUUCGCCGUUGUACCUCCACAAACUGAAUGCAUUGUUUUUAGUAUUGAUGGAUCUUUUACCGCCAGUGUGUCAGUAACUGGUAGAGAUCCGAAAGUAAGGGCUGGUGCUGUUGAUGUCGUAAGAUUUUGGCAAGAUUUAGGAUAUCUUAUCCUUUAUAUCACUGGAAGACCAGAUAUGCAACAAAGGAAGGUAGUUUCCUGGUUAGCAGAGCACAACUUUCCACAUGGAUUGGUGUUCUUUUCUGAUGGAUUUUCAACUGAUCCACUAGGCCAUAAGGCUGCACAUUUGAAUAAUCUAAUCACCGAGCACGGGGUAAUUCUUCACGCCGCUUACGGUUCUGGAAAAGAUAUAAGCGUUUAUCAUAAUUGUGGUUUGUCUCCGAAGCAGAUAUAUGCUAUCGGACGUAUAAGCAAAAAGUAUAGUAACAUGGCAACUACGUUAACUGACGGAUAUGCUUCCCACUUGGCUGAUUUGAGGCAGCCUGGGGCUGUUAGACCUGCUAGGGGCAAUGCCCGACUUCUAGUGCCGCGACGUUUGUUAGCUACAGUGAACAACGCUAGUGUUAGUCGAAAUCGACGCUAAAGCAAUGCUAUUUAGCAAGUAAUGUUGACUUCAACACAUUUCAUUUCGUUUUCUUAUGAAGUUAUGGCGGUAGUAAAGAGUAGUGUAAAGUAUCGUACAUAAAAUUGUAACUCAUUUUUGUGAUGAUUAAUUAUUAUGGGUGUUGGAACGUUGUCUGUAAGUACAUUUCAAAUUGUAACACUGUUGUUAUCGUAAUAGUGUUAACUUUACGAACAGAUUAUUAUGCGCAGUUUCUCUCUAUUAAUUGAAACAAUGCCAUGCUAUUCAGAGAAGUAUUUACGACGAGAUGUUCAACAGAUUCAACGAUCAAUUAUGAAGAGAAAAUGCGCAUCCAUUGUCACUAUGUACCUUAACUGAUUUAUAAGUAUUUAAAUCUAUGUACGACUGUUUAAUAUUAUUAAAAGCUUAAGAAAUCUUGUUACUUCUUUCGUAAUUAGUAGGUAAACUGUGCAACUCUUUGCAUUAAUGUCUAUUAGGAGGUUGUAAUCUCUGAACACGACAAGAGAAGUGUUCAUCUCUGUGUAUUAUGUAGGAGCACUCGACUUCUUAUGUUCCGCGUAGCGUAAAAUUUUCUUUAUCUAAUAUGUUUCACUUUAUUUAUAUAUUGUAUAGGCAUUCAUAGCCGUAGGUUUCGUCGAUUUGCGACGCUUAAACGUUAAUGCUAUAAAAUUGUUUCAUCAUUUCUGUUAGUAGAGUAUUAGCUACUCAUGAAGUCAAAACAAAAUUGUAAAAUUAAGUCACAAUAUUACCUACGUGAUAUUAUUCUAUCUUGUUAUUUAUUUGUGUGAUAUAUAAUGGACAAUUACGGUUAGCUUCUAAACGGUUAACGCGAUUGUGGUAAUAUAUAAAGAAGAACAAACGACUUGAGAUGACCACAAUCUGCAUGAUAUAUUUGUAAUUAAAAGUCGAUUGAUUGUACCUAAAUCAUAUAUUAAUUAAGUAUAAUUACAGACUCGAAUAACAAAAACAACUACUGUAGGCUGAAAAUUAUAUUCGGAAAACAAAUGUAACUUAAUAAACAAAUUAACUAGUCUAAUUUAAUAAUGAUAGUAUUCCCAUUUUAUGAAAUUAUUAUAUACAAAACGCCCGCCCUCCACUUAAAGUAGGUACAUUUGUGAUGCAAAUAAAAUGUUAUGAGCCCAUUAUUAAUUUAUUACGGUCUCGGACUAUAAUAAAAAUAUUAAUGAUUCCAAAAUCCUUAUAAAUAAUACUUAUUUGUAAUGCUUUUAAAUGCAAUUGCAAUGACUUUAAAAGUCUAAAAUGGUUUUGUAAUGUAAAAUAAAUAACAAUAAGAAAGGAUGUGGGCAAUAUCAUCGUUCAAUUUGUAUUUGAGAGUUAUAUUGUUGAUAUUAUAAACCUGAUAGGUAUAAAAUUAUUUUUGUAGUUCACCAUUUGAGUUCUUGAUGAACGUAAAAUAAGUAAAUUAUAUUAAUUAAUAUACAUAAUUGUAUGAUUGUAUAUUUUCCUCAGAGAUACAUUCCUGUUUCAGAGAUAUUUCUAUUGUUAUAAGAAAUUUUAAAAUAUUACCGUUAUUGAAUAAUUAUGGUAUAUUACUAUUAACUAUUAUUAUAAGAAGUAUCUAUUUACUUGUGGGCAUUUUGCUUAAAUUGGUUGAGCUAUUCGCUGGGACAUGUUACCUACAUGUUGUCGAUUAAAGGGCGUGAUUUUGCAAGUAGAAACGUAUUAUAUUAUAAUAUUCAGUAAGCGUGUAUCUGUAAGAAUAUAUUUUACGCUUCUUUUAUACCUCUAUACGUCAGCUUUCAACUGGUUUCAGUAUUAAUAAUAAAUUAUAUUUACUAUAAUCAUAUUAUCAAAAACAACACUUAACCAAUACCUUUAAUUUGCGUAGAUGCACUGUUAGAUUUUUAUCAUUUAAAUAAUACAUAUAUAGAUAUGAAUUAUUUCUAAAUAUUGUCACAAAUGCUAAAUAACUUGUUCCUAUCCUACACUCAAAAUGCUUAGGUACUUGUAUGUGCAUUUUCGGAAAUAGAUAAUACACUUAAUAUGCAUAUUGCGGAGUGGUGAUUGAACUAGUUUUUGGGGUAGGCAUUUGCAAUGUCUGUAUUCUGUCUGUCUGUUUAUGUAGUAUUCUAGCGGAUUACGUACACCGAGGUGCACUCAGUAAGCACAUUGUACGGCUUCGGCCGAGGCCGCAGUCCUCGCGGCUAAUUUUAGUGAGAUCGAAGACAGAAUGUGCCGAGGAUGAUGAAUUUACAACACUUUAUUCCUAAAAUUAAAACGUUAUAAAACGGAACGCAAAUAGACUGAGGCGCCUGAAACAUAGUACCUACGCCAUUGCGCUGACCUUUUCGCUCAGAUAAACCGGCAGAUGGUGCUAUGUUACUAAAAUAAAUUGCGAUUAUAAAGUACAAAGCGACGCGGAUGAGUUCCUCGCUCUACUAUAGACUACAACAACAAUGUAACACAUAACAUAGCAUCACGCCUCUAUCCCCGAAGGGGUAGGCAGAGGCGUACAGUACACGUACCCACUCCUCGCUAGCUAUGUUUAACAAUGUAAAUGCCUACCAACAUCAUAUCGCAUCAUUUCACUUGACUUGGAAAUUAAAAUGUAGAAAAUGUGAAUGUUAUUUUUGUAGCACUUUUUCUUCGUUUACCAAUGGCAAUGAUCUCAUUUUCUAAAAUGCACGAAUUUUAAUGUAUUAUAUUCUAUGGCGAUUUUUUCAUGUGUAGGUAUUAACUUUAUUAACAAGGUAAUUGGAUGUGUACUAUGGUUUUACGUUAUUCGUAAUAUAUUUUUUCUAUGUAGUAAUUUAUAGAUAUAUUGUCGCAAUACGUAGAUUUCUUUGAAAAUGUUACGGGUUUUAUUAAGGAAAAAAAAAUGAUCUGGGUAGGGGAUUUAAUAAUGGUAAAUUAGGAAUUGGGUGUUAUGUAAAAACGGCCAAUCCAACCUUGUAAAUGUGUAUUUGCUAAUUAGGGAUUCGGGGCGAACAACCACCCAGAGGUCCCAGGUUUGAUUCCCCGUCUGUACAAUUUGGGAAACGAAUCUUUUGUGAACAGUUGCGAGUUUGUGUGCUUCCGUGUUACUUCCUGAUUGCGUGCCAAUAAAAUACCAAAAGGAAGGAUUAAUAUGUCGAAAAAAAUAUGCAUUUCUUUGGAUGGCCGUUUUUUUUCUUGGUUCAUUGUAUGUAUGGUUGUCUAACAUUCGUGAUGUUGUAGUAAGUGCCAGAGUCAGUAAACUGACACGAAUAGUGAAAAUUUAUAUGUAUUUAGAAAUUUUUAAUCAAAUACAUGUCAUUUAAUAAAACGUUAUUUUUAUCUCGAAAGUGCUGUGCUAGCUUCGAUUUCAUUUUGUAAUACGUAUGUAUUUGUGUGUGGAUAAAUAAAUUGUUGUUGGCACCUACAA
This is a messenger RNA of Pectinophora gossypiella (pink bollworm), 7318 nucleotides long. RefSeq names its product protein retinal degeneration B (gene rdgB). The transcript has 2 exons. Gene Ontology annotation, cellular component: cytoplasm. The record is from RefSeq and is a predicted model, not a curated record. Bases 439 to 3954 code for a protein of 1171 amino acids. Gene Ontology annotation, biological process: phospholipid transport. Gene Ontology annotation, molecular function: phosphatidylcholine binding; phosphatidylcholine intramembrane carrier activity; phosphatidylinositol binding. NCBI's taxonomy places the organism in Eukaryota, Metazoa, Arthropoda, Insecta, Lepidoptera, Gelechiidae.